GAUCCCCAUAGGUAGGAUCUGCACCUAUAGGGUGUGGGGCCCGUGUGUCCCUAUGGGCAAAGGCCAGAGUGGGGUGGAGGAACAGCCUCCUGUGGCCGGAGGAGAUGGGGUUGGCGUGGUGGUACAUGAACUACUUUGAGUGCAGGGGAGGAAGGGUUGUGCGUCCUCUGUUUCUUUAGAGACUUAUGCAUACAAUCUAUAUGGUUCUGGGGAGUGGGAAGGCCCAUCAGGAGACUUGUGAAUGCCUGCCUGUGAGACACACACAGAUUAUGGAAUUUGCAGCUUUUACAAGAAACUCUUUUCAGAAAGAGCCACAGCUUGUACAGGUCCUGCAUGAACCUGGCUGGAGAGACACGGACAGCAAGCGCCCAGGGGCCACUAGCAUCGACGCUCUAUAAAGUAUGAAGAGAGCCCCUCUAUAGUGAAGGAAACAUGGCAGAUAAGAGGAAGCUACAAGGUGAGAUUGAUCGGUGUUUGAAAAAGGUGUCAGAAGGCGUGGAGCAAUUUGAAGAUAUCUGGCAGAAGCUCCACAAUGCAGCUAAUGCCAACCAGAAGGAAAAAUAUGAAGCCGAUCUGAAAAAGGAGAUUAAAAAACUCCAGAGAUUGAGGGACCAGAUCAAGACGUGGGUUGCAUCCAAUGAGAUUAAGGACAAAAGGCAGCUAAUAGACAACCGGAAACUCAUUGAGACGCAAAUGGAGAGGUUCAAGGUAGUAGAACGUGAGACCAAGACGAAGGCCUACUCCAAGGAGGGGCUGGGCCUGGCGCAAAAAGUGGACCCAGCUCAGAAGGAAAAGGAGGAAGUUGGGCAGUGGCUGACGAAUACUAUAGACACCUUGAACAUGCAGGUGGAUCAGUUUGAGAGUGAAGUGGAGUCGCUCUCUGUCCAAACGCGCAAGAAGAAAGGAGACAAGGAUAAACAAGACCGGAUUGAGGGUCUGAAACGGCACAUUGAGAAGCACCGGUACCACAUCCGGAUGCUGGAAACAAUUCUGCGUAUGCUGGACAACGACUCCAUCAACGUGGACUCCAUCCGCAAGAUCAAGGAUGAUGUGGAGUACUACGUGGAUUCCUCGCAGGAACCUGAUUUUGAGGAGAAUGAGUUCCUCUAUGAUGACCUCGACUUAGAAGACAUUCCACAGGCCCUGGUAGCCACGUCCCCACCCAGCCACAGCCACAUGGAGGACGAGAUGUUCAACCAGUCCAGCAGCACACCCACCUCCACCACAUCCAGCUCCCCCAUCCCACCCAGCCCCGCAAACUGUACGACGGAGAACUCUGAAGAUGACAAGAAACGGGGACGGUCCACAGACAGUGAAGUAAGCCAAUCCCCAGCGAAGAACGGUUCCAAAAGCCUCCACAACAACCACCACCAGCCGCCGCCUGCCAUCCCCCCCAGCUACCCGACGAGCGGCAGCUCCAGCACUUCGUCGUCGCUGGGGAACGGGCCUGGCUCCAACAGCAACGGGGCCGUGGCCGGCAGCGGGAACGCGGGCAGCAAAGCCAACCCUCCGGCAGGCCAUGCACCAACCACCCCCACCCCCUAUGCCCAGGCGGUGGCACCGCCACCCACCAGCACGAACGCCGCGCAGCCCCGGCCUCCCAGCACCCAGCAGAACGCCAGCAAGCAGAACGGGGCAACCAGUUACAGUUCUGUGGUAGCUGACAGCAGUUCGGAUUCAACACUAAGCAGCAGCAACCAGUCGUUGCCUAAUCAGACAGCACCGCACAACCCGCCUAGCGCUUCCACGAAAGAGCCCAGUGCGGCUCCUCAGCCACCAAGCAGUGGCAGCAGCACUGGGUCCAGCCUCCUGGUGCCUCUGACUGCCAACCCGCCUGUGUCUCCCACACCCAGCUUCUCUGACAGCAAGCCUGCCCAGACCCUGCUCAAUGGGCCACCCCAGUUCAGCUCGACGCCCGAGAUCAAGGCACCUGAGCCUCUGAGUAGUUUGAAGUCAAUGGCUGAGAGGGCAGCUAUCAGCUCUAGCAUAGAGGACCCUGUGCCAUCACUUCAUCUUGCUGAAAGGGCUGACAUCUUAAUAACUAGCACGACCUCCCAGCCGGCCUCCAAUCAGCCCCCCAUCCAGUUAUCCGAGGUGAACAUCCCCCUCUCGCUUGGGGUGUGCCCCCUGGGUCCUGUGCCUCUCAGCAAGGAGCAGCUCUACCAGCAGGCCAUGGAGGAGGCUGCCUGGCACCACAUGCCCCAUCCCUCCGAUUCGGAAAGGAUUCGGCAAUACCUGCCUCGCAACCCCUGCCCAACCCCUCCAUACCACCACCAGAUGCCUCCCCCACACUCCGAUACUGUGGAAUUCUACCAGCGCCUCUCCACGGAGACCCUUUUCUUCAUCUUCUACUACCUGGAGGGCACAAAGGCACAGUACCUGGCAGCAAAGGCACUGAAGAAGCAAUCAUGGCGCUUCCACACAAAGUACAUGAUGUGGUUUCAGCGGCACGAAGAACCCAAGACCAUCACUGAUGAAUUCGAGCAGGGCACUUACAUCUACUUUGAUUAUGAGAAAUGGGGCCAGCGCAAAAAGGAGGGGUUCACCUUUGAAUACCGCUACCUGGAAGACCGGGACCUGCAGUGAUGCCCUGGGGCCAGCAGGGGGUGCCAAGCCUUCCUUCCAGAGACAGCUGCAGUGCACUGGGGGCAGCAGCAGAGGAAGACCAACCAACCCUCACCUCACUCCAUCAUCCACCCCCCAAUAUCACAACCCCAGGGGGGAUGGGGCAAGCUGCACAUUAACAAAAAAUGCAUGCAAGUUUUAAAAGCAACCGCGGGACGGAGGAGGGGCGGCACCAGCGGGAUUCUCCUCUGCCUUUUCUUUGCUCUCUUCCGCCUGAAAUGUGGAUGAAGAGGUCAGAAAAACGGAGAAAUACCCUUGUGCACCAGGUUUGGGGUGAAAGAGUGGAGAUUAAAAAAAAAAAGAAUUUGAGAAUCCCAGCAAGAGAGUGAAUUCCCCCGAUCUCCAUUUUUGUGUGUCCUGAAUCAAAGGAUUCCAGUCCCUGGCCCACUGCAGCACACACACACCCAGUUCUUCUUUGUGCCCACCCCCAGCCCUCUUGGUGUGACUCUCCCCUUCCAUGUGUAAUAUGCCCAAGGGGGGACACCGCAGGCGUAGAGCCCCGUGGAUUCCCUGUACGGAGAAUGUUCCAUGGCGCCUCCACCCUUGCCCAUCUGUCACCACUAGAAAUGGCCAAAAGGCAAACCUUCAAAUUUUUUCAAACUGGGGAAGCCAACCUGUGGCUGGAAAAGACCCAGUACGACAGUAUUUUGGUGGACUGGCACCUCCACUAAUUCAUUGGCUACCCUUCUACUUGGUUUUUGCAAGUGAUACCCUGAAGAGACACGCAAUGUCUAUCUGCCCUGGUUGGAAGAGUCCCAAAAUGACCUUUCCUGACUGGAACUUCUGACUUUGGGAGGCUCAUCGAGCUCCCAAUUGCUGCUUUUUUCCUCCCUGCCCCCUUUCCAAAAAUUUUGUUGCCACUCCUAAAUCUGGUAUGAGCUCGCAUCCAAUCUGCCGCUCCUCCUGCAGAGAGAACCCUCCCCCUUGAUGACUUGCAAUGGAUUCCUGAUUGGAGGGGAAAGAUCUGGGGAAACCCCAGGGAGGUGGGAAGACUGCAGUAUUCCUCUCAUCUCUCCUCGUCCAGCCCCCCUGAACUGGAGCUCCCUGCCCAUGCCGCUGUUAAGAUAUUUUUUCGUAAGCCUAUUUUCGUUUUGGAAAAUAUUUAUGAAUAAAUAGUUUUAUAUGA
Molecule: messenger RNA, 3751 nt
Organism: Varanus komodoensis (Komodo dragon)
Lineage: Eukaryota; Metazoa; Chordata; Lepidosauria; Squamata; Varanidae
Gene: CNOT3
Product: CCR4-NOT transcription complex subunit 3
Exons: 19
Coding region: 433-2586 (717 amino acids)
Biological process (GO): regulation of DNA-templated transcription; nuclear-transcribed mRNA poly(A) tail shortening; regulation of stem cell population maintenance
Cellular component (GO): P-body; CCR4-NOT core complex; nucleus
Source: RefSeq, a predicted model, not a curated record